Messenger RNA from Esox lucius (northern pike), 4580 nucleotides. RefSeq names its product baculoviral IAP repeat containing 2 (gene birc2). Gene Ontology annotation, biological process: regulation of apoptotic process. NCBI's taxonomy places the organism in Eukaryota, Metazoa, Chordata, Actinopteri, Esociformes, Esocidae. The record is from RefSeq and is a predicted model, not a curated record. The transcript is spliced from 16 exons. Bases 1846 to 3747 code for a protein of 633 amino acids.
GUGUUUGAUUUUGGAUCACGUUAAAAUAUAUAGCGAUAAGAUAAAAUAACUAAUUGUGGCGCAAUGAUGGUCUUAAAAAACCAUCAUUGCGUUUUAUUUUGGUAGGCAAAAAAUAUUACGUAUUUCAAGGGUUAGAUAAUAUAGCCCUCCACAUGUAUAACCACGUCCCAUUCAUGCUAAAUGCAGUCCCGGGGUAAAUCCCGGGUCUGGUGACAUAUUGUCGUGAUAUGAAUGGAAUUUCUACUGAGUUUUUAACUGACUGGUUUAACCGGAAGUGACAGCUGCUUCUUAGUGGCCGUACGUAUUUUUUUUCCUACUGCCAGGAACAUUUCUCGAGGCGGUUAUCAGCUUGAUACGGAAGAGGAGCACAUCUCCUACACUCCCAUGAACAUUCCCUCUCAGAACGAAAUCACAUUUCUUCAUGUGUGUUUAAUUUCUGCUAUCAUGGAGACCUAAAUCACCUCAGAGGGGAUGUUCCAUUCAGAGGGAGAGGGUUGACUAGGAUUACCCAGGGCUGUGUGUGUCCAUGAUUAUCAUGUUAUGCCUUCAUAUCUAAUCCCAUAUUUCAUCCCCCAUAUACCAGCUAUGUUUUCAGAGGGUAGUCUGUUGGUGAGAGUCUGGGAGACCAGUGCUUUCAGAGGGUGGUCUGUUGGUGAGAGUCUGGGAGACCAGUGCUUUCAGAGGGUGGUCUGUUGGUGAGAGUCUGGGAGACCAGUGCUUUCAGAGGGUAGUCUGUUGGUGAGAGGUGAAUCGGGGAGACCUGUCAUUUCUAAUAUGAUUCAUUCCGGUCUGUUCAUGUGAUUUGUAGUGUAACAUCCUCCAUCAUCUGGAGGGGUUUUCAUGAAGGGGAAUGGACACACAGAUGUGUAUUGAACCCUGGUCACCAAUUUGAUUGAUUGAUUGACUGGUGAGGUUGUAUCCAGAUCAGUUGGCGCUGCUGUAUCCAGGUCUGUUGGCCUGGUCUAUUGGCUUGUCUGUUUUCUGAAGCAUUUGUUCUGUCAAAAUUUGAAUUCCUGAUAUUAUCUGACAGUCUCCAGAGCUUGAAAGAGCCAAAUUAGUGGUGGUGGCUGGACGUACUCACAAACCCACAGCAAUUUGCUUCAAAAUGUCCCCAGAGGAAACUAUGGUAAUAUCUUGUCAUUCGGGGCUGUACACUGCUAUCAGUUGUUUAUUUUUAUUAUUACAGGAAACUAUGGUAAUAUCUUGUCAUUUGGGGCUGUACACUGCUAUCAGUAGUUUCUUUUUAUUAUUACAGGAAACUAUGGUAAUAUCUUGUCAUUUGGGGCUGUACACUGCUAUCAGUUGUUUAUUUUUAUUAUUACAAGAGGGGCAAACCAAAAGGACAAAACUGGAAUUUCAGGGACAGACAUGUCGUCAUGGGUGUUUUUUGUUUCAUUUUUCUCUGUAGGUUUCUGUUUCCAUCAGAUUAGGCAGAUCAUACUAAAGAUCUGUUUAACCAGAACCCCCUUCAGUUUCAUUUACAGGCUAACAUGUCAUAGGAAUGGAAAAAAACACUUCCCCCCCCCAUGUAGUGUUAAGCAUUUGUUUGUGUGUGUCAGGCCCUGGGUCUAUUCAACCCUCUCUCUCUGAGGGGAAUAUCCCUUUUCGCUCUUUCUGAAAACCUAAUUAUUAUCCCAAAGCUAUACUUCCUAAUCUAUCUAAAAACUAUAUUUGACCUCAAUCUGUACAUUUAACCAGAAUAUUGGGCACCUCAAAGCGAUCUACUGUUUUUUUUCUAUUGCUUGUCUAUUCUGAGACGUGUUUAAACCACAUUAGUGGGUGAUAGGCGUUAUCACGUAGAACAGACAAGCAGCAGGACCCAGAUUAGAAGAAUACUGUCUGGAAAUGGACACCCUUGUUCAGCUGCAGAACAACCCGUUCCUCAUGGCUCUCUGUCGGAAUGGAGCGCCCACGGAUCUGCAGUACGACAACUCCUCUGAACUGUUCCGUAUCUCAACCUUUGCCCCCUUCCUGUCGUCGGCGGUAACGGAGCGCAGCCUGGCCAGGGCUGGCUGGUUCUACACUGGUGUUGGUGAUAGAGUACAGUGUUUCAGGUGUAACGUGACGGCAGAGGGGUGGCAGACAGGAGAUUGUCCUAUAGAGAAGCACAGACAGCUGUCUCCCUCCUGCUCCUUCAUCCAGACUCUCCCCUCCACAGCCAACCUACUGUCCUCCUCACACAGCGCAUUCUCUCCGCUCCGCAAUGCACCUGUCAUACCGGUGUCAUGCCCUGGCCCCGCCCCCAACCCAGUGCCAGUGGAGGAGCCUGUUGGAUAUUUGAACAUGGGUUUCUCUGCCCCGCCCCCAUCCAGCCCACUCCGCUCCCGGGGAGUGGAGGACAUGUCCCACCAGAGACCCCCUGCCUGUCACAACCCCAGUAUGAGAAGGGAGCAGGACCGUCUGGACUCGUUUCACUCAUGGACCCUGACCAUAAUCCUCCCCACUGAACUGGCCAAGGCUGGGUUCUACUACCUAGGACAGGGCGACCGAGUGGCCUGCUUCACUUGUGGAGGACAGCUCAGUAACUGGGAGCCGGGGGACCGGGCCGUGUCAGAGCACCAAAGGCACUACCCAAACUGUCGCUUCGUCAGAGGAGAUCGCUCUGACAACGUGUCUCUGACGGGGGCAGCUGGGGGAGGGGCCCCGGGGCCCGGCCCACUGGGUCUCAGUAACGUCUCCAACCCGGCCAUGCAGCAGAGUGAGGACAGGCUGCUGACAUUCGUCCAGUGGCCCUCACGCAUCCCGGUGCGCCCCGACCAGCUAGCCGCCGCCGGCUUCUACUACGUCGGCCGUAAUGAUGAUGUGAAGUGUUUCUGCUGUGACGGGGGCCUGAGGUGCUGGGAGUCAGGUGACGACCCCUGGGUGGAGCACGCCAAAUGGUUCCCCAGGUGUGAGUAUCUGCUUCAGGUUAAAGGUCAGGAGUUCGUCCAUCAGAUCCAGGCCCGCUUCCCUCGCCUCUUUGAACAGCUCCUGACCAAUGGGGACAGCAGCUCCAGAGAGUUUGUAGACCCGCCAGUGGUGCACCUUGGUCCUGGUGAGGAGCGGUCAGAGGAUGCUGUGAUGAUGAACACGCCGGUUGUGGUUUCUGCUCUAGACAUGGGCUUUGAGCGCGGCCUGGUCAAGCAGACGGUGCAGAGUAAGAUCCUGACUAGUGGUGAGAACUACAAGACAGUCCAGGAGCUGGUUUCUGACCUACUGUCAGCAGAGGACCAGAGGAGAGAAGAGGAGAGGGAGAUGCUGGCUGAGGAGAUGGCUUCCGAUGGUCAUUCGUUCUUGAAGAGGCACCAGGCAGUGUUGGUUCAGCGUCUAAAGAGUGUUGAGUCUGUCCUGGAACACCUGAGAGAACAGAACGUCAUCAGUGUAGAGGAGUACAGCGGUCUUCAAGGCCAGCCCUCCCAGCAGCAGACUGCCAGACUGAUAGAGCUGGUUCUAGCGAAAGGGAAUGCAGCUGCUGAAGUCUUCAGGAACUGGAUCCAGAAGAACGAUGUGCACUUGCUCAGAGACCUUAUGGCCCAGGCAAAUGAAGCAGCAUCACCGAGUCAAGAUCUCUCAGACCUCCCAAUGGAGGAACAACUUCGUCGUCUGCAGGAGGAGCGGACCUGUAAGGUGUGUAUGGACAAGGAGGUGAACAUCGUGUUCAUCCCGUGCGGCCACCUGGUGGUCUGUAAGGAGUGUGCUCCCUCCCUGAGGAAAUGUCCCAUCUGUCGAGGACUGGUCAAGGGCACCGUCAGAACAUUCCUCUCCUAGAAAGGAAAACCAGGAUGGAGAUGAAGGUCGAAGAACCUCUGAUGAAGCAUUUAAACCUACAUAUUCAGUUGAUAGUUUGGUACGAAGACGUCUCCGGGGAUGGAAGAAUCAGGCGUUUGCCACCGUAAACUGAGAGACCGAAUCUGUUCCAAAGGCAAAGUUUCCACUGCUGACAGGCCAUUUACUACCACCCCAUGACUCUCACCUAGACCAUCCUCUGUGUUUCCUGUCCCAGAUAAGCUUUAGAGACCUCCAAGCCACAUCUUAACAAUCUCUCUCUAAUCGUAUUGGAAUGUAGCCAGAUAAAUCCUGCAGCGCCUCUUCCCAUAUUGUUCUGUUAACGAAAAUGUAAACCGCAUUCACAUUUUUCUGGCUUCAAAUUAGAUCUACUAAGGGGUUAUAUGUGAGGGUUCUCUGAAGAUUUACACAAUCCACUACACAUCAACUGCACAAAAGAAUGUUAUGGAGAAAUUGAGGCAUAAUGGUUUCAAGACAACUUUCAAUAACACAAAUACAAUCAAAAACAUGUAUGACGGAAUAGGUAAGAGGUCAAUAAAAAGAAAUGUUCAGCUGCGUGUGAAGUGAUGGAAAUAUGUGUAUCCAGGAAGUGUUCAGUAGCUGCAGUACAAAUGGGGGUUGUUUUAGGUUAAGAAACACUGAUUGAUAUUUAAAAUGUUUUGGAUUUUCAAGCAAAUUGUAGUCUGACCUGAGACAACCAUAUUGCUGAUAUUCUGCUAAAUGGCAUUGUAGAAAAACAAACCCAUUUAGGUACAUUGAAAGCAGUGUUAUGUAUCCAUGGCUAUACACAGAAAAUAAAAAUGGAAUUAAACAAC